AUGGCACCAACGCAAAAUACCAACAACAAGCAGGAGCUGAGCACCAAAGAUGCCAUGUUCUUGCUCGAACUCAUGCGUGACUCUCCUCAACCGAUCCUCUUCCACAUCGGCCCGUACUGUCAUAAGACCGGCGCAAAACCAAACACCAUCGUCAAGCGACUCGGCGAGAUCAAGAAGCGCAACGGUCUGAACAUUGUCACCACCACGAGUCCGCCAUCCGGUAACAACAAUGGCUUCGCCGUCCCCAGAGUCUCAUCUGCCGCGAAGCGCGAGACUGGAGAAGAUAGCGAGGCCAAGCCCAAGGUCAAGCGUGAGCGAGUGGCUCCCAAGACGACAGGCAAGCAGAAUGCGCCGGACCUCUCCAUCGCAGAACAACACGUGAAGGUGGAGACGGGCAAUCCUCAUCCUCACGACCUGGGCGUCGCUUAUGGUCUUCCUUCCCCAGCCGAGUCUGCUGCGGAACCCCUCUUCGCCACUCCCACUGCUGCUGCACCAACGCCCGUGGCAACCGGCGCGAAUGUGGCCCAAAUUUUCGGGUACAUGCCGCAGAAACGGAGCUUGGAUGACCGCGACAGCAUCGACAAUGGGGUGCCAAACAAGAAGGUCAAGGCCGAGAAUUGA
Messenger RNA from Fonsecaea multimorphosa CBS 102226, 621 nucleotides. RefSeq lists its product as uncharacterized. The record is from RefSeq and is a predicted model, not a curated record. Bases 1 to 621 code for a protein of 206 amino acids. NCBI's taxonomy places the organism in Eukaryota, Fungi, Ascomycota, Eurotiomycetes, Chaetothyriales, Herpotrichiellaceae. The transcript is spliced from 2 exons.